Messenger RNA from Cataglyphis hispanica, 2628 nucleotides. RefSeq names its product protein giant-lens (gene aos). The coding region runs from base 916 to 1809 and encodes 297 amino acids. NCBI's taxonomy places the organism in Eukaryota, Metazoa, Arthropoda, Insecta, Hymenoptera, Formicidae. The transcript is spliced from 4 exons. The record is from RefSeq and is a predicted model, not a curated record.
AGAGGUGGGGGUCCAUUCAUGCUUUACUUCUGGCUUUUAAGAGUCCAGUCGAGCGGACGGCAUACCUUCGCGCAUAGGUCGAUCUCGUCCGACGUUCCGUUUCACUCGACCUCGGCGAACGUUUUACUCGUUUCAUUCCCGAGAGGACACGUAAGAACCCCAUAGAAAGGAGUCUCACUUGGACAAUAGAUCGAUCGAUCGAUCGAUAAAUACGACGAAUAAUUUCGGGCAACGAUUGGAAAAUUCAGUGAGGAGUGCGCGACACGCUCUAUCGGCCCACAGAAGGACCAUAGGAGAUCGGGCACCGUUCUUUCAUGUUUCUAGAAAUCGAACGGUGGUGGAACUCGAGAGAAAGAUAAGAGAGAAUUUCGAGUCACGGUAAACAGAAACACGUGACGUUUGUGUUGACGAAUUGUAACGGUUGAAAUAACUUUAGAGAACGGAGCAACGGAUCGACAAAUAUUCGAGAUUCCAAUUGCGCGUGUGAUUCUUCGCAAUUUUAUCCAAAAGAUUCUUUCGUAUUUUUUAAUUCAAGGGGGAAUAUCCCUCGCGGAAUCAUCCAAGUGAUUUAUUAUCGGGGAAGACUCUUCUCUCGAUAAUUCAAGUCUGAAAGUCGCGAAAAUGGACUUUAAAUAAUAAGAAAUUAUCGACGUUUAUAAAUCGAGCUUUCUAAAUCUAUCUUUAUGAUUAUUCUACUGCAAAUACUUUUAUUACGAAUAUUCUCUCGAUUCUCUCGCUCAUUUCGAACGCCACAUUGCGCAAAUAAAAAUCUUUUUAUCGCAUCUCCAAUCCGUUUUCCAAUCACGAGUAAAACGCGAUAAAUUUCCCUCCGAACGAACGAAAGAAAGCGACGAACAAGCGACCGCUGGGUUUUUUUUUAUUGAGAAGAAUUUGACUCCUCUCGCGUGAGACAAGAUGACUGGCAAAGCAAUAGGGCACCUGCUGUACAUCCUGCUGGCGAUCAUCAGCGUCGUCCGUCGGAGCCAAUGCGAGUUCCUCGAAAGGAUCGAACACGACGAUUAUCUAAACGAGUAUUUACUCUUCGACGAGAGCAAGUACCUCGCCGAAUUGCAAGAAUUCGACGAUACAAUGCUCGAGAUCGAUCUUAUCAAUCGUAACAGAAGGCACAGAUUGACGCAUGAGGAGCCCAGGGUGCUCUACCAAGUGGGGGACAGCGAGAAGGAAUUACCAGAGUGCGCGGACCGGAGCGAGGUAUGUAGCAAGGUGGAUUUAUAUGGUGCACCGUGGGUCGAGAGACAAUGUCGUUGCCCGAAUGGCCGUGCCUGCCCCAGCAGUCUUCACGAGGACGACGGACAUACGAUCAUCGAUAAAACGCGCCGCUACAAGCUUUGUGAACCCGUGAAACGACUUCCUAUCUGUCGUUACUUCAAAGACAUUACAUGGACUCUAGCACCCGGAGGAGGUCCAGCAAACGCGACUGUACAACGAGUUCACUGUCGAUGUCGGCCAGGUAGUGUGCCGUAUCUAGUUCGCAGGCAACCUCAUAGAUCACCGGAUGGAAAUCAAGGCUUUAUCUACGCCUUCGCUUGCUCUCCGCAAAGCAGAUUACGAUGCCAGCAUAAAGAGCCCUGUCGUCUGUUCACCGUACGUAAGAGACGUAAUUCGCAACUCGAGGAGGUGAACGCCUCGCCACUUUGCCAAUGUCCCCGAGGACAUCGAUGCCCGCGACGACACACAGAUCCUGGCUCCUCACCGGCGAGAUCCUACGCCGGUGUCUUAGAAAUCAAGACCUACAGCGGUUAUUGCAUACCAGCCCACAGCUUCGAUAAAGUGACUUAUGGUAUCUAAAGGAUCGUACAAUCCAUAUACCUUCAUUCAACAAUAUAUCGGCGGUGACGAUGAUCCGGGAUUUUUGCUACGCGCGAAACAUAUUACAGUAUCGUAAUUAAAUUACGUUUUCGUAAAAAAUGACAUCAUGAUUGUAUUAGUAUUCUCUUAAAAGCGCAUUAAUCAAACAUAUUUAGCCAAUUGUCGUAUCAACGUAGCCCCACUAAUGUCAAUAAUAAUCUGAAAAUCUUUGCGGCAUCUGUUCCUCGCAAAUAAAGCGCGCUUAAUUCGUUCAUCGACACGAUAACGACGACAGGAAAUUGAUAUAUUUAUCAACUGAUCAGGCAUCAUUGACCGUAAAACGCCGUGUAGCAUUUCUAAUGGCGCGUUGGCGAAAAAUGUUAAAUGUAAAAAUAUGUACAAAAGUAUAUAGAGAUAAGAAAAUUGCGCAUGCCACCUAUACAAUUUUGUAUAAUAUAAUGUUUGGAUCCUUCCUCGCUUUGUAUUCCCAUUAAUAACUUGAUCAUAUUAUUGUACAUCUCUUGUAGCAACGAUGAGUCAUUCCAUUCUAGUGCUAUCUAUUCACUUUAAAUAUCCCUUUGCAGAAUACUAUAAACGUCGCAGUUAAAUAUUAUUUUAAUCGAUAUAACUUGUAUAUAUCUGGUCUCCGAUCUUCUCGAAAUGUCACUCGAGAAUUAUAUUUGUACAUGAUAGAGAGAGCGAGAGAGAGAGAGAGAGAGAGAGAGAGAGAGAGAGAGAAAAGAGAUUGUAAGACGAUUCGGAACUCUCUCAAUGUUAUAUUUGUUAUUUUACUUUAACUUAAUAAAAAAUAUGACAAUA